AUGAGUGAACUGGCCACUUUUAUAAAGGAGCAACGCGACUUGUUAGAUUUAUUGAUUAAAUAUGAAAGUCGUUUCGAUGCCAAAAAUCCUGCCGAGAAAACUCAUGGUUAUGUAGAUGCAUUGGGCCAAAGGGUUGAUGAUAUUUUUAAUCGAUUCGAGGCACAGCAUGAUACGAUAAUACAGAAGUUUUAUUAUUUGCGUAGUACCCUUGGUGGCGAGGCGGCAAAUCUGAUAAAGAAUAUUUCAGCCACAGAGGCAAAUUAUGACUCGGCGUGGAAGAUAUUAGAAUCAAGAUACCAUAAUAGGCGUAUGCUUGUGGGAAACUUGAUUUCUAGGUUGUUUAAUAUACCGAAAUCAGAUGGUGGAUUUCAGUCCAUUAAGACACUUCUUGAUUCUGCUCAAGAGUGUUUGUCCUCUUUACAAAAUUUGAAUAUAGAUGCCAGCACGUGGGAUCCUCUUCUUAUCCAUUUGCUCGUGCAGAAACUGGAUCUUCAAUCCCGCAGGGAUUGGGAACAGUCUUUGAAAUCCUCUACCGAAAUCCCCCUCAUUUCCGAACUCUUCUCUUUCUUGGAAAGAACUUUCCGAACGCUGGAGUCUAUGACCGAUGAGUUCCCAUCUGAUAAACAAUAUCCCACUAAGGGUAGAAAUAAAAGUAAUAAUAAUUCGAAAUCUAAUGCGCAGGUGCGGAAGGCUUCGUGCAAUUCUGGACAGUUUUCCAAACCAAAACCUAUUCUUUGCGCAUUCUGCGAGAAACCUCACAGUCUCGCAAAGUGUUUUAAAUUUUUAGCAUUGCCCUUGAGCGAUAAGGUUAAUUUUCUCUCAAAGAAGAACGCUUGCCAAAAUUGUUUUGUGGUCGGGCAUGACCACAACAAUUGCAAAUCUCCUUUCCGUUGUAUCACAUGCAAGCAGCUACACCAUACGGUGCUGCAUUCGGACGGUCCUCUAACCAGGGCUGGUCCUACUGGUUGUGCAGGUACUGCACCUACCCAGAUGGCUUCGCAUAGUGCUCAGGCGUUUCACUCUGUUUUACUUUACACGAUAAGGCUUAGGGUUGUGACAAAUCGUGGCAAAUUUACGUUGAGGGCGCUACUAGACCCUGGAUCUCAAGGUAGUUUGAUUUCGGAGUCCACAGUUCAACUUAUAGGUCUUGAGAAGAACACUCAUUUUGGUUGGGUGUUUUCAGGACCCAGCAAUUCCGUGUCUUCACACCAGAUACACAUUCAUAAUGUACACUUGGACCAUAUUUUGAGAUCCUUCUGGGAACAGGAGGAGGUCCUCCCCAAAAGGAAGUUUACUGAGGAGGAGGAGGCAUGUGAGGAGUUUUUUGAAGCUACCACAACUCGAACAGUAUCUGGUCGAUACGUGGUGAAAUUGCCCUUUCGGUCUAUACUGAAGGACGGCUCCAGUCCUACUCUUCAGAACAAUGUGCUCAAUGCACUUCGACGUUUGAAACAACUGGAAAUAUCAUUUUCCAGGAAACCAUUAUUUUGCGAAAGCUACACCAAAUUUCUCAAGGAAUAUGAGAAUUUGGGCCACAUGUCGAAGAUUGGCGUUUAUCCUAGUGAUGUUCGUCAAGAUUCCUACUUCUUACCGCACCAUGGUGUUCUUAAGGAGAGUAGUACCACGACGAAGCUACGCGUUGUUUUUGAUGGCAGUAGCCAUUCACGUGAAAGUAAGUCGUUGAACGACGAGCUUUCCCCUGGGCCUGCUCUCCAGAAUGAUUUGCCUGGUAUCCUUACCAGAUGGAGACGUCAUAGGAUUGCCUUUAGCGCGGACAUUGAGAAAAUGUUCCGGCAGAUAGAUGUUUGUCCAGGGCACCGGAAAUUUCAGCAGAUUUUGUGGCGUUUUAGCCCAUUUGAUGAAAUUUCGAUUUAUGAAUUGAACACAGUGACGUAUGGUACGGCAUCUGCUCCAUAUCUUGCCAUUCGUGUUUUGCAGAGGUUGGCGCACGAUUACAGGGACAGGUAUCCUGUGGCCGCUAGGGUUCUACUGCAGGACUCAUACGUGGAUGACGUUAUUUCCGGUUCUGAUAGUAUAGACAACGUGAAACCACUUUACAAGGAUUUAUGCACCUUAUUGGAUGAGGGUGGCUGCAAUUUGAGAAAGUGGGUGACGAACUCUAAAGAGUUGCUUGCGGUUAUACCAGAAGAACACAGGGGGACUUCUGUGAAUCUGAACUUUGACCGUGAUAACGUCGUUAGGACAUUGGGCAUACAGUGGAACACGGCCACCGACUCUUUCUUUUUUGAGGUCAAUCUUGACAAGGAUCCGAUUGCAUCCAAGCGCAGGAUUCUCUCGGAGUCCGCCAGGCUUUAUGAUCCAUUGGGGUGGCUUACUCCGAUUACUGUGGUGGCCAAAUCCCUUUUCAAGCAACUGUGGGAACAUGGGGUUGACUGGGAUGAUAAUGUCCCAAGGGAAAUUGAGGACCUGUGGUUUCGGCACAGGGCUUCAUUGCCAAAGUUGGCUAAUUUGGCGAUUCCCAGGUGGAUUCAAUGGAAUCAGAACUCUGAAUCUGAAUUACAUUGUUUCUGCGAUGCCUCUAGUGUUGCUUACGCCGCAGUGGUUUACGUGCGUAUUGUUACGGCUAACGAUACUUUUGUUCACCUUUUGCAGGCCAAAUCAAAAGUAUCACCCAUUAAGACCGUUUCAAUUCCAAGAUUGGAGCUUUGCGCUGCUGCACUUGGAGUGAAACUGGCACGAAAGGUUCAGGAAUCCCUCGCUGACCUUGGUGUACGGAAUGUUUUUUAUUGGAGUGACAGCUCCACUGUAUUAAGUUGGAUUCACAAGUCUCCCUCCAAUUGGACUGUCUACGUGGCUAACCGCGUGGCAGACAUACAACGAUGCAGCAAUCCAAUUCAGUGGAGAUACGUUCCUUCGGCUUUGAAUCCGGCAGACUGUGCAUCUAGGGGAAUUCAGGCAGAGGAGUUAAUAGGGAACCGGACUUGGUGGUUUGGGCCUCAUUUUCUUUACGGACCACAAUCCUCUUGGCCUGAAUCUUUACCGAAUUUGUGUACAUCGAAGGAGGAGAGAGCCGUCAAGAUUACAACGAAUGUUGCCACUGAGAAAGCAUAUCCUGAAUUGCUUUCAAAAUUCUCCAAAUUACACACUUUGCUACGCAUCACUUCAUUAUGUUUUCGGUUCUGUCACAAUUGUAAGCAUCCCGAUGAGAGGAUUACUGGUCCCUUAUCAAUUGGGGAUGUUAACAAGACUUUGAUGAUCUUUGUAAGAAUAACUCAGGAAAUUGAUUUCCCUGAGGAGCUGUCAAGGCUCUCUGCACGAAAGGUGAUCGCACAGAGUCCUAUUUUGAAACUUAUGCCAUUUCUUGACGAAACUGGAAUAAUUCGAGUUGGUGGACGCCUCCAGAAUUCGAAUUUCCCCUAUGAUGUGAAGCAUCCCCUAGUUUUGGCAAAGUCAAAUCCAUUAUCAGUGCUUAUCAUUUCAGACGCACAUGAAAGGACAUUACAUGGUGGUGUUACUUUGACCAUGUCCUAUGUGAACAGAAGGUACUGGAUAAUCUCAGGAAACCAAUUGGCCAAACGUGUUAUAAACAGGUGUUUGAAAUGUUUCCGUUUUGCUGCGAAAACGUCGCAGCAGAUAAUGGGUAAUUUGCCACAAGCUCGCUUGAUGAUCACUCGUCCAUUUAAGCAUAGUGGCGUCGACUAUGCCGGUCCCAUAACUAUUAAGACUUCGAACUUGAGGUCUACUGUUACCUCAAAGGGGUACAUAUGUCUUUUUGUGUGUAUGGUUACCAAAGCCAUACAUCUAGAAGCAGUUACCAGCCUGACGACAAAUGCUUUUCUUUCUGCGUUUAGACGAUUUGUGUCGCGGCGCGGUGCUUGUACCGAUCUCUACUCAGACUGCGGCACGAAUUUUGUUGGUGCCUCAAAAGAACUCCAAGUACUUUUGGAAAAAUCUCAGAAAUCACUGCCCGAGGAGGUUCUUCAGGCUUUAAGUCAGAACUGUACCACUUGGCACUUCAUUCCACCUGCCUCCCCAAAUUUUGGUGGUCUUUGGGAAGCAGGUGUGAAAUCCGUGAAAUACCAUUUGAAAAGGAUUAUAGGCGAGCGCAAUCUGACAUUCGAAGAGCUCACAACACUACUAUGUCAAAUAGAAGGUUGUUUGAACUCUCGUCCUUUAUGUCCUUUAUCUUCCGACCCUUCGAAUUUUGAAGCACUUACUCCUGCGCACUUUCUUGUUGGUGAGCCAACGAUUUGCAUACCAGAAGAAUCUCUGUUGGAAACCAACAUCAAUUUACUUUCUCGCUGGAAAUGUGUGGAAAAAAUGAAACAACAUUUUUGGAAAAGAUGGCGAAAUGAAUAUGUUAAUCGUCUUCAAGCGCGACCGAAAUGGCUCAAAAGCAGAUCUGAACCUACUAUUGGCGAUUUGGUGCUGGUUGUAGACGAACGGUGUGGACCAGGUCAAUGGCUACUUGGCCGCAUCGAGGAAACACAUCCUGGACCUGAUGGACGUACACGGUUAGAAGUUGGUUGUCAUGGCAUUAUCAGUGCUGGAAAUCCACAAUCAGCCAAUUUCUGGAAAAUACCCUAG
Stomoxys calcitrans (stable fly) is the source of this 4548-nucleotide messenger RNA. RefSeq lists its product as uncharacterized. The record is from RefSeq and is a predicted model, not a curated record. The coding region runs from base 1 to 4548 and encodes 1515 amino acids. The transcript is spliced from 4 exons. Gene Ontology annotation, molecular function: nucleic acid binding. Gene Ontology annotation, biological process: DNA integration. NCBI's taxonomy places the organism in Eukaryota, Metazoa, Arthropoda, Insecta, Diptera, Muscidae.